Molecule: messenger RNA, 429 nt
Organism: Saccostrea echinata
Lineage: Eukaryota; Metazoa; Mollusca; Bivalvia; Ostreida; Ostreidae
Product: ATP-dependent DNA helicase RecQ-like
Exons: 3
Coding region: 8-337 (109 amino acids)
Biological process (GO): double-strand break repair via homologous recombination
Cellular component (GO): chromosome; nucleus; cytoplasm
Molecular function (GO): four-way junction helicase activity; 3'-5' DNA helicase activity
Source: RefSeq, a predicted model, not a curated record
GGAGGCAAUGAAAAUAUCCCUUGAAGACUUUUCUCAAGUGAUGAAUGUAGUAUCGCAAUAUCAUGCACCAAGCACCACUAAGAUGAAGGAAAAGACAAUUCACCUAAUGUGUGACCCAUUUAGCCAACUGAAGCUUCUAUUUGCUACAGAGGCAUACAGCAUGGGAACAGAUGUAACAAAUAUUCGGCGAAUCACACAUUUUGGUUCCCCAUCAAAACUGGAAACGUACUUGCAGGAGGUAAGAAGAGGUGGAAGGGAUGGAGCCAAGUGCAUCGAAACUCUAUUUUAUAAUGCCAGUGAAAUAGGAAGCAACGUCAAAAACAUGAAAGAAGUCUAACAGUUUUGGGUGCUAAAAACAUGCAGGCGAACAUUUCUCACUGACCACUUAGGAUUUUAUUAUGAACAAAAUAUGACACCACAUACAUGUUG